CCAUUGGCACCGCGGGUGCUGCAGCAGCGCCUGGGGCUCUCCGCCCCCAGACAUAAGAAGCCAGCGAGUCCCCAGGCCGCCCAACCACAUUACAUUGGUGUGCUGCAGCCCCGCCGCUGGCAGGAAGGGCCACACUGUGACCAUGUCCAAGCUGGAGAAGGCCAUGAUCACCAUCAUUGAUGCCUUCCACCAGUACUCAGGGAAGGAGGGAGACAAGCACAAGCUGAAGAAAUCGGAACUCAAGGAGCUCAUCAAUAACGAGUUGACCCAUUUCCUUGGUGAGAUCAAAGACCAGGAGACUGUGGACAAAGCGAUGGAGGUGCUGGACAGCGAUGGGGAUGCAGAGUGCGACUUCCAGGAGUUUGUAGCCUUCAUUGCAAUGGUCACUGCUGCUUGCCAUGAGUUCUUUGAGCAUGAGUGAGCUGGUGGGAAGCAGGUGAACACCUCCUACUCAUGCUGGAGAGAUGCAGAGCAGCAUUGCUCCUCCAGGGAAAAUAGCUGGGCACAAUUAGGGGCUCCUUGGAGUAAAGCUUGUGCAAGACUUAAGCAGCUUAUUAAGUUCUGCGGCUUUGUGAACAAGAAACACCUGCAUGGCUCAGGAAAGCCCAUCAGUGGUGUGCAAAUGCCUUGUCUCAAGCUCCUUCCCUGCUGCUGUAUGCAAGGGAUGUGCACGGGGCUGAAGGCAGGCAGAUGCUGUGAUCCAAGCUUGCUUGCAAAGGAAAAGGGAAAUUCAAGGGCUGAAGUAGGAGGUGAUACAGAGGGGCUGGUUACAGAAGUUGGUUCCGAGCCCACUGGCCUGAACGGAAAGGAUCCCGUUGAUUCCUGUGGGCUCUGACUGCCCUGUGCACAGUACUAACUCAGGCAGCACAGCCCCUGUCCCGUCACAGGGCCUCAGCAGAGCCCGUGCAUUUCCUGGCAAAUUGAGACACCCUUGGCUUGAAAGGCUAAGCAUAACCAUCUAACAGCCCAGGCUUUUUUCUUGUUGAUGAAUCCUCUUGCUUUUAGUAGCCUGCAGAACUGAAAGUGAAAGCGUAUGAUGCUCCUGGGCUGGGGACAGCUUCUGGGCCUGGGAUGUGCCUUGGCAAGGUCUCCAGGCUCAGACACAAGGGAAGGGGGCAUAUGCCCAGUGUGACCACAGUACUCGAACAUAGAUUAGGCACAGUCUCUGGAAUGUGUGGAAAUGGUAAGAAUAAAAUGUUGUUUUGGUCUCUGGGCUGCAAUUCA
Messenger RNA from Phalacrocorax carbo (great cormorant), 1224 nucleotides. Lineage: Eukaryota; Metazoa; Chordata; Aves; Suliformes; Phalacrocoracidae. The record is from RefSeq and is a predicted model, not a curated record.